ACCUACGCGCCCAUCUGCCCGUAUUAGGAAAGUACUCUCGGCUCGCUGCCGUCGAAGCAUGUCCUAUUUUGGCAAAGUUAGUAACGUCUGCUCCCAUAUGAUUUUCAGUGAACGCGUUUAAAUUUAUAAGAAGCAUUUCAGUAUAACCUGGAACGAUAUUGCGCUUUGGAAACCGACGAUGGUUAUUACGAACAGCGCGCUAAAGCUGGCGUGCGUACUGAUGAUGGUGCUCCUGGUGGAAGGUCGUCGUCGGCGUAUCUACAGCGAGUGUUCGGAACGUGCCAUCCAGGAACGGGAGGACGAAGCCAAUGUCGUCGUCAGCGCCACAGUGGAGAGACUUCUGCAUUCCGGAGCUCAGGUGAGUGCAAGAGUGAAACGUGUCCUGAAGGGGCCUCGAGAGCUGAACGGUUCAGUGGUCCUCAUAACGGGCCUGGACGACCCUGAACUGUGCGACGCCAAACUCAAAGGAGGCGACACACGUCUCUUUGUACUGCACUUCUUUGGAGAUUCUGGGGCUGAAAUGCGGGCUCUGGCAAGCCCUCUUCGCAUGACGCUGCCAAAUCUCGAUAAACUGCAGGCAGCAGUUAAUGAUGAGCCCUACAGGAGAAGACCACACAUCAUAGACUUGCCAUGCGAGACGAAGUACUGCUCAUGGAACGGAGACUGCAGCGAGACGACACAUUACCGUAGCAGCGCUGCCCACUGCAGUUGCCCCACCAACUGCGUGCACCACCCUGGAGCUGUCUGCGGUCACGAUGGGAAGACGUACGCCUCGCAUUGCCGCCUACGUGUAGAUUCUUGCCACAAUCAGAAGACAGUUUGGGUCAAGCACCAGGGACAUUGCACGUCCUUCUGAGCUCGGACCGUACGUGCCGUAAAACGAUUGAUGCGAACAAACCUUUCUUAUUGCGCGUUACUUCUCACUGGAUGUGUUUCGGAUUGUUUUACUCCGAGAGAAUUUUUUAACAGGAGCUUUACAAGCAGCUGGGCUACAAAUCGUUAAGUUUUCGUAUGACGGAUAUAGCUUUAUACUACUGCCUCUCGACCGGAGUCCUUCCACAUUUGUACUAUACUGUAUAAAUUAUUACCACCAAUGUUUCCUCACUGUUAAUUCUCUCGUUGAAUGGUUGUCUUCUUUUCGUCGAGCUCAUAUAAUUAAAAGCGCUAAAAUCUGAACAGACGCUACACACAAAGCGCUAUUGUCGGAUUUUAUUUUUACAAUUUAUUAUUAUAUUUUUACUAUCAGAUUGUUCAGAUUUCAGCAGUUCUAAUCAUGAAAUCAUGCAUUCACCAACAGGCCCAAAUGGCAGUUAUGAAUUCUGUUCAUCAAAACUUGCAGGACGUAAGAUAGAGAUACGCGCUGUCCUUGUCGAGGGUACACAAAAUCUCAGUCAGGUAGGAAGAAGUACACGUCAUAGGGACUAACGCCUCUGAAAACGUGUGCACGUAUGAGACCGUUACGGUAAUGUUUCGCACCGCAUCACCUAUGCUGUACUUGGUCUAGUUUUCUUCAAACAGAUUGCAUAAUAAACGAGUUUUAAAAAUUAA
Molecule: messenger RNA, 1548 nt
Organism: Ornithodoros turicata
Lineage: Eukaryota; Metazoa; Arthropoda; Arachnida; Ixodida; Argasidae
Product: agrin-like
Exons: 5
Coding region: 179-856 (225 amino acids)
Biological process (GO): anatomical structure development; G protein-coupled acetylcholine receptor signaling pathway; receptor clustering
Molecular function (GO): collagen binding; calcium ion binding; laminin binding
Source: RefSeq, a predicted model, not a curated record